GAUUCCUAUAUCUUUUAAGAGGAGUUCUCUUUGUUGCUCGAAGAAGGAUUUUUCGCCCGCAGGAGCUUGGGAGGUUGAUCCUGCGGCUGGGGGUCUUGAAGUUGACAUUUUUCUUCCCUUUUUGGGAAGGUUGUUGUCUUGUGUUGAAGUUGUUGUUGGGUUUCUUUGGUGGUAAGACGCGAUUUGACGUUAUGUACUCCUGAGGCAGGAAUGAGGCAGAGAUGGAAAUGGAGAAAUGAAAAUCCGGGGUCUUGGCGAUGAACUUCCCAAAGUCAGCUCACGCAGGGGAAGUUACCGGUAGCCAUUGCUGACAACACCACCGAUAACAGAACUCUACAAAGUAUUUGCGUACGACAAUCUGUUGGAUGGUUCGUAUGGUCUUACAGGAGGUUGCUUGCCGACUGAGCCGCUUUUUGGAAAAUUCUUCGGACGUUCGAGUGGCGAAGUUUCAAUCCAGCGCGGGAUCAGUCUUCCUUCCAAUCAUACGAGUGCCUGUGCCUGUUCGGAGUAUCGUGAACUAACUGGGUACUAGUACCUACCUAUUUCGUAGAUCAGCGACAGACUCAUCGCAAUUCUUCUACAUCGAAUCUUCAGCACCAAAGGGGGUCAGCUUUUGCUUCAUACCCAUCUUCAUUGUAUCCAUCUCUCGUUUUUCAGGACUCUAAUGAAGUUGACACAAGCCUUUUAAAAAGGAAAAUCCUCUAGGCGCCAAAUUGCUUGUAUACGCCUUGGUAUCCUGUGUUAUCGUCGCCUCCCCAAAUUUAACGUCCUUUUCUCCAUUGCAUCCCCACUUCUCUGGGCCACCUUGGCGUUUUUCCGUGUUGCUCUCCCCAGUCCAUCUCUUAUCAAGUGGAUACCCUUUUCAUCGCUUGAAUUUGCCUCGGGACACGGCACGAUAUCCUUUAGCAUUCUUGCCGUCUUCCUGACCAGAGGUUGGACCAAACUUGACUUGAAUGCGACGAUCGACCAAGAUGUUGGUGAGAAGUUUUUACCAACUAUUUAGAGCUUCACCAGUGGAGAGUUUGAAGUCCAACAUGCCAGAAGAAGCAAUUGAGGCUUCUCUCAUUCUAUUCACAUUCCAUUUUCAGAAUUCGCCUUCUUCCGUGCAGUCAAUAUCCUUCUAGCGUUUACCGAGGUUGCUUCCCAGCCAUUCGCAUGGCGAAGAUUGCUCAUACCAGAGUGAAUUGGCAGUCUAGUCCCUUGGCCACCAUGGUGUUGGAAAUGUACUUCUAAUUGCCCAUUGGUCGCUUCAUUUAUUUGUGGUUUCUAACGUGCUUCAUUCCCCGAGCUGAUCUUCUCUCUAUCGUCCAUCCGGGCAGAGAAGCCCAAUGAAGAUACCGCGCAUAUCGUGCAGCUUACUCUUGCCAGGUAGUAAUGCCUGUCUUUAACAUGCACGUAGGCAGAGGCAACGGGUUAAAGAUAAGGAAUGGCAGGGGGUCCGCAUUUUGUCGAUAUCAAUAAAGAGAGUGAAUGUUCCACUGGAAGAUUUGGUACUCAAGCUCAGCUAACCGCCAAACUUUCAAGGGAGUCAGUCAGAUCAAGAGCCAAAGGCAAUUGAGAAAGACAAAGACCAUGGGUACGUUGCUUCUUGUUCAACUUUUGAUACCGAGUUCCUAAAAAGACGUAGCAGCAGUUCAAGUCCAACCUCAGGCCUCCGGGUCCGAGGAGUCUCUCAAAUUCGAUGAGAAAGAGCCACAAGUCAAUGUUGUUGAUGCACAUGAGCACUAUGGCGAAGCUUCAACUGACGAAGAAAUGAGUUCUCUUCGAAGGGUAGCGGGAAAAAUCCCUGCUACAGCCUAUGUCCUCUGCGCUGUCGAGUUUGCUGAGCGUGCCAGUUUUCUCGGUGUCAAGCAAGUUUUCUCCAACUUCGUCAACAGACCUUUACCUGUUGGAGGAAAUGGUGCUGGUGCCCCUCCAAGGGGAACCGAACAAACUGCUGGUGCUCUUGGAAAGGGAACGGUAGUUGCCGCUGCCGUUACCUCUUCAUUUGGAUUCCUGGUCUAUGCUUUACCGAUUCUUGGUGGUUGGCUCGCAGAUGCAAAAUGGGGUAGAUUCAAGACCAUUGCUGUUGGUAUUGCAAUCUGCGGAAUUUCUCAUGGUAAGUUCCCUACCCUUACAUGAACUCUGAAAUAUAAAUGCUAAGUUUACGGUCUUUAGUCAUCAUGGUUAUCGCUGGUCUUCCAUCUGUCAUUCAAGCCGGUCACGCAGAAGGUCCCUUCUUAUUAUCAGUUUACAUUCUGGCCAUUGGUGGUGGUAAGUGAAAUGUCCUACCAAGAAAUAACGUUCUCUAACACAUGUACAGCUCUUUUCAAACCCAAUAUUUCAGUCGUCAUCCUCGAUCAGAAUCCUCACACGAAACCAACAACUCAACUACUUGAAUCUGGAGAGAAGGUUGUCGUUGAUCCUGAAGCGACAAGUGAACGCAUGAUGUUGUGGUUUUACCUUUUGAUCAACAUUGGAGGCUUCUUUGGAGUACCCACUGCUUACCUCGCUAAAUUUGUUGGGUUCUGGCCUGCUUUCCUCUUGCCAGGAAUUCUAUACUUCUUGCUUCCUGCGCUUCUUUGGGUAUGUAAAACAUUUCCCUUCAAAAACACUCUCUCGCUUGUCUCUUAUUCCUUGUUCUCCAACCUCUCUCAUAUCCCACAAGUACAAUCUGUCUAACUUUCACCAUUUAGUGGGUUUACCCUCGUCUCGUCCUCCACAAGCCAGGUGGCUCCGACCUAGGAAAUUUUUGCAAAGUAGUUUUCAUGUGUCUCCGUCGCAGCGGUCUUCGCAAAAUGGGAAAAAACGAGUUCUGGGACGCCGCCAGGCCAUCCGUCCUCGCACAAAGCUCCAACCCACGCACCGUAUCUUGGGACGACCAAUUCGUAACCGACUGUCAACGCACCGCCCAAGCCUGCGGGAUCUUCAUCUUCCUCCCCAUCUUCUUCAUCAAUGACGGAGGCUUGGGAGGUGCGGCAGACGCACUUUCCGUGAUGCUUACCACGACGGGUGUCCCCAACGAUCUCAUCCAGAACUUCAAUCCCUUGAUCAUUAUUUUCUGUAUCCCAGUUUUCAACUAUGGUCUUUACCCCUUGUUGAGAAAGUACAAGAUCCAUUUUGGACCGAUCGCACGAAUCACUACGGGAAUGAUGAUCUGUUCUAUUGGUUCCAUCGGCUGGGCUAUCAUCACAUACUACGCCUACAAGACAGGACCUUGCGGGGAAUUCGCAAGUAGUCUCACCUGCGUCGACGCAGAUGGUGUCUCCCUCGUAUCACCCAUCUCCAUCUGGUGGACCACCAUCCCCGUAACCGUCACCGCGGCCUCGGAAAUCCUGGUCAACGUCACGGCUUAUGGAAUCGCCUACUCACGUGCACCCAAGAACAUGCGCGGUAUGGUCUCGGCCAUCAACUGCUUCAUGAGCGCUAUCCAGUAUGCGGUUAACCUCGCUACCACGAGUGCGAUCCAGGAUCCGCAUAUCACUUGGGCCUUUGCUGGACCUAGCAUUGUGGGCUUUGUGUCGGCGAUUGCGUUCUGGUUCGUGUUUAAGGAUUUGAAUAAUGAGGAGUAUGUUGUUGCGGGUUUGUUAGAUGAUGAGAGUGUGAUUACGCCUGAGAGUCAUCGUGUGCGUGAUGAGGAGGGUAGUGCGAGUGCGAGUGGGAGUGCGUUGGGGAAUGAGACGGUGGUUGUAGGGGAGAAGGGAGCUUUGUGAGGGAAUUGGGGGUUAUGACGAGAUGCUGGAUGUGAAGAUGAUACCUAG
This is a messenger RNA of Hymenoscyphus albidus, 3740 nucleotides long. The record is from the annotation of a GenBank genome assembly. Lineage: Eukaryota; Fungi; Ascomycota; Leotiomycetes; Helotiales; Helotiaceae.